Penicillium taxi is the source of this 1104-nucleotide messenger RNA. Its product is annotated as AIM24 family protein. The record is from RefSeq and is a predicted model, not a curated record. NCBI's taxonomy places the organism in Eukaryota, Fungi, Ascomycota, Eurotiomycetes, Eurotiales, Aspergillaceae. The coding region runs from base 1 to 1104 and encodes 367 amino acids. The transcript is spliced from 4 exons.
AUGUCGCAACACCAGUACCCAGCCCCCCCCAUGUCCGCAUUUGGCCCUCCAAAAUCCGCAACCCCAAACUUUAGCUAUCCACCACCCCCAAGCCAGCCUCCCCCUUCAAAUGGAGCUUACCCUGGGCCCCCGUCAAUCUCACCAGUGCCAACUCCACCCUCUUCUAUUCCUUCAUUCCAACCUCAGCCUCACUCGUUGGCUCAACAGCAGAUGUUUGCUCCACCUCCCACCAUCCCUUUAGAUAAACACUCGCAACAAGAUUCACCUUACUACCAGCAGAAUGCUGCUCCGUUUCAGCACAACGCCUCAUUAUCGACUUCAUCCACUCCUCAGCCACCUUCGACGAUGGCAAAAAUGACCCAGGUACCUGGAGGAGCUCCACCAGUAGGGCAAUUUACUGGGGCACAAGCAGUAGAUGAAGAUCUUGUUGGAACCUUUAAUGGUGGAAGUUAUCGUAUAAGCCACCGGCAUACAAACUCAAUUUUGACUAUCCAACUUGCGAUGGGUGCUCCACUGGAGGCAAGACCAGGCGCUAUGAUUGCUAUGUCUACUACCAUGACGCUUAAAGGACACAUUUCCUUGAAAAUCGUAAAGGUCAUAACUGGUGGAGAAAUUGCUAGGUCCGAGUACACAGGUCCCGGAGAGCUUCUUCUUGCUCCAUCAGUUUUGGGUGACAUCAUAGUUCUCAAGCUUGAGGAGGGGAUAGAGUGGAAAGUUGGACGGGAUGCCUACUUGGCAUCAACGGAAGGUGUCAAAAGUAAAUAUAAGGGGCAGGGUUCCCUAUCGAAGGCCUUCUUUUCUGGCGAAGGUCUUUUCGUUUACAACGUUACUGGUAGGGGGCUUCUAUGGAUUCAAAGCUUCGGAGCAAUCAUCAAGAAAGACCUGAAAGACGGCGAAAAGUACUACAUCGACAAUGGUCAUCUAGUGGCAUGGAAUUGCGAAUACAAGAUCGAGAGGGUCACCUCUGGUGGUAUCAUUUCUAACAUUGCCUCCAAGGAAGGCCUUGCCUGCAAGUUUAUAGGCCCCGGAACAGUGUAUCUGCAAACCAGAAACGUGAACGCCUUCGCCCUCCAGAUGAAGAUCAGCACUGCUAGUGGUGCUUAA